Vigna angularis (adzuki bean) is the source of this 1552-nucleotide messenger RNA. RefSeq names its product phospholipase A(1) LCAT3. Lineage: Eukaryota; Viridiplantae; Streptophyta; Magnoliopsida; Fabales; Fabaceae. Gene Ontology annotation, biological process: lipid metabolic process. The coding region runs from base 68 to 1408 and encodes 446 amino acids. The transcript has 11 exons. The record is from RefSeq and is a predicted model, not a curated record.
GUGUGUUCGCCCACUAGUUGAAACUCCUCACCAGCUUCAGUGAGAAGAAGAAGAAAACGACGAAGCCAUGCGUUUUUGCCCGUGCUUUGGAUCCGACGAGGCCAAGGCGAUCGCCGAUCGCGACCCGGUUCUGCUGGUUUCGGGCAUGGGCGGCUCCAUUGUGAAUUCCAAGCCCAAGACAUUCGGGUUCACAACCCGGGUUUGGGUCAGGCUUCUGCUCGCUGAUAUGGAGUUCCGGAAGAAGAUUUGGUCCCUUUACAAUCCCAAAACAGGCUACUGUGAAACGUUGGACAAGAAGUCUAAGCUUGUGGUCCCUGACGAUGAUCAUGGCCUCUAUGCGAUCGAUAUUUUGGAUCCAUCGUGGUUUACGAAAUGCGUGCAUUUGACAGAGGUGUAUCAUUUUCACGACAUGAUUGAGAUGCUUGUUGCAUGCGGUUACGAGAAGGGAACCACGCUGUUUGGGUUCGGAUAUGAUUUCCGCCAAAGCAAUAGGAUUGACAAGUCAAUGGAAGGUCUUAAACAUAAGUUGGAGACUGCUCACAAAGCUUCUGGUGGAAGAAAAGUCAAUUUAAUUUCUCAUUCCAUGGGAGGAAUUAUGAUCUCGUGUUUCAUGUCGCUUCACAGAGAUGUGUUUACGAAAUAUGUGAAUAAGUGGAUUUGCUUGGCUUGCCCUUUCCAAGGAGCCCCAGGGUGCAUCAAUGAUUCUUUAUUAACUGGAUUAGAGUUUGUUGAUGGCUUUCAAAGCUACUUUUUUGUGAAAAGGUGGACUAUGCAUCAAUUGCUAGUGGAGUGUCCAUCAGUCUAUGAAAUGUUGGCAAAUCCAUCUUAUGAGUGGAAAAAGCAGCCAGAAAUUCUAGUCUGGCGAAAGCAUACAAAGGACGGGGACAAUAACACCAAUUUGGAAUCUUAUGGACCAACCCAGAGUAUAUCUUUAUUUGAAGAAGCACUGCGGAAUAAUGAGCUAAGUUACAAUGGGAAAACAAUACGGCUUCCCUUUAACUUUGAUAUCCUUGACUGGGCUAUUAAAACACGACAACUUAUCGCAAAUGCUAAAUUGCCAGAUGGAGUCAGCUUCUAUAACAUUUACGGGACAUCGUUGGACACACCUUUUGAUGUUUGUUAUGGUUCGGAAGAUUCUCCAAUUGAGGACUUAUCCGAAAUUUGCCACACAAUGCCACUAUAUUCUUACGUGGAUGGGGAUGGAACAGUUCCUGCUGAAUCUGCGAAGGCUGAUGGACUGAAAGCCACUGAAAGGGUGGGAGUUGGUGCUUCUCAUCGUGGAAUAUUACGAGAUGAGACAGUAUUUCAACAUAUUCAAAAAUGGUUGGGUGUUGAGCCAAUGGUUAGCAAGCAAUCUAAAAUAUCUAAAGUUGCAGAUGCUCAUCGAAUCUUGCCUAUUGUUCUAUAACUGUUACUUUCGUUCCUCAUUUACCAAAAGAAAAUGCCAUUCCUUGCUUUACUUUUUCUUUCUUUUUUAAGAAAAAGGAAAAAAGGCUUAUAAAGACUUAAAGUGCUGGUCUUGGUGCGAUAAAUAAUUUGGCGAAUGUUCAGG